CCUCCCACACAGUAUAAACAGACGACAUAGCAGAAUAAGUUCGCAUUCACAGUUCUGCGUAUGUGUGCACUUACAGAGCUGUGUGCUGUUGUACUCGACGCUAUUCAAAAUGGAUUUUAAGUUUAUAGCGCUGCUUAUACUGAUCGGGUCUUUCAUGGGAAUGACUGUUGCUCAGGCCAGCUGUGACCCAGAAACACAGUAUGAAGAGGAGGGUCAGUGCUGUCUUAUGUGUAAGCCAGGGACUAGCAUGUCUACAAAAGAUUGUAAGAAUCCUCGAUGUCAAUCUUGUCCUGAUAAUCACUACCAGGAUAAAUACACAACGGAAAACAAGUGUCUGCUGCAGCCUUACUGUGAUAGAAAUAAAAACUUUGAGGAUCCAUUCCCGAAAAGCAAGACACAAAAAUCCAUCUGCGAGUGUAAAGUGGGAUUCCACUGCUCCAGUAAAGACUGUAUUACCUGUGUGGAACACACAGUCUGUCAACCAGGAUAUGGAGCCAAAGUCAUAGGCAACAAAUCACAGGACACAGAGUGUGAAAAAUGUCCAGACGGGACAUUUAACAAUAAUACGUCGUGGGAUGCUCAUUGCCGCAAAUGGACAGAAUGUGAGACGGGAUACCACGUUGAAGAAAAGGGAACGCAUACCACCGACAACACAUGUGGACUCCCACGACGGGGUCACAUAAUCGUGAUCUCUAUUAUAUCUGUAAUGGCUGUGAUCACUGUUGUAAUCUUGGUUUUGUUAUAUCGAGCAGGAUGCAUAAAACAAAGGACAAAGCGCUAUUUUAAACCACUGCAUCCAGAAGAAAAACCAACAUGUACAGAAACCACCCUGAAUAUGCCACUGACACCAGAGGAAAAUGAGGACGACCCAAGCCAUGAGCUCUCCUCAGAAGGAUUCACAGAGAAAGGGAACCAGGUGAUGCAAGAGAGAGGCAAAGAAGAAAUCGUGUCUCGUCAGGAGUCUCAGCUGGAGUCUCAGUUUGAGUCUCAAGAAGACAGUCAGUCAAUGGAUCCAUUUUACAAGCCUGUGCAAGCCUGUACAAGUGCUGUGGAAAGUUAAAAAAAAUAAGUACCUGAUCUGAAUAAGCAUCAGUGAAUUCGUCUCCUUACUAAUUCAUUUUGAAUGUUUACAUGAAGUUACAAUCAUUUCAUUUGCACUAAAUUGUAAAAACCUAAACACACACACACUAUAUAUACGUGGUGUAGACGUUAUCAUCCGGCAAACAAAACGUUGCUGGUUUGUUUCAAGCUAGGAAGGACAUCAUGGACCAAAUGAAGUGCCCAGUGCGACCCCUAGUGGCAAGUGAACAGCCGAAAGUAGCUAGCUAUAAGCCUUAAAUCUUAACAAUAGAAUGUAAAGUAAGAUGUAUUAUAAGGUGUAAAGAGAGUGUGGCGUAGUGUGUGAUUUAUCUGCAUUAGUUUUGAAGUUAUAUGUUGUUUAUUUUUGUUUUGUUUUUGUUUGCGUGUGUGUGCGUGCAUGCGUGUGUGUGUGGGGGGGGGGGGUUCAAGACAGUAUUGACGGUAUCCUGCUCCUAUGGACAUGUCAUAUGGACCACUAGCUACCGCUACUGUUACCUUGUACAUCAUUAGCACUGUUUUGUUUGUUUGUUUGUUUUUUAAUUUGAAAACAUAUGCAACAUGUGGAAAUAACAAUCAGUGGGGUUGUUUAUGUAAGCACAAUCCCACUCCCAUCAAGAUCAAAACAACAGUGAAGACCAACCCACAGUGGACACCACCAUGCUGAGCAUGCUUAGACCCUACAGUUAGCUUGUAUUUGAUGUUGUGAUCUGAUUUGUUCUGUACAGAUGCUUUGUUAGUAUUUGCAUGUACUAAAAUUGUGCCAUUUAGCAUGAAAAUGGCAUAUUGUUCACCGUUUCUGCAUUAAAAUUUGUGACAUUUAA
Oreochromis aureus is the source of this 1901-nucleotide messenger RNA. It is a transcript of the gene cd40, whose product is annotated as CD40 molecule, TNF receptor superfamily member 5. Lineage: Eukaryota; Metazoa; Chordata; Actinopteri; Cichliformes; Cichlidae. Bases 110 to 1060 code for a protein of 316 amino acids. The transcript has 9 exons. The record is from RefSeq and is a predicted model, not a curated record. Gene Ontology annotation, biological process: positive regulation of interleukin-12 production; positive regulation of tyrosine phosphorylation of STAT protein; positive regulation of blood vessel endothelial cell migration. Gene Ontology annotation, molecular function: CD154 receptor binding; antigen binding. Gene Ontology annotation, cellular component: external side of plasma membrane; CD40 receptor complex.